Molecule: messenger RNA, 1191 nt
Organism: Tetrapisispora phaffii CBS 4417
Lineage: Eukaryota; Fungi; Ascomycota; Saccharomycetes; Saccharomycetales; Saccharomycetaceae
Gene: TAD1
Product: tRNA-specific adenosine deaminase
Exons: 1
Coding region: 1-1191 (396 amino acids)
Biological process (GO): tRNA wobble adenosine to inosine editing
Molecular function (GO): tRNA-specific adenosine-37 deaminase activity; RNA binding
Source: RefSeq, a predicted model, not a curated record
AUGGCCGACAAUGCAAGCCAGAUAAGUAGAAUUAGCGAUAACUAUAUUGCUGAAAAAGUUUCUGCAACUGUCCAUGGAGAAUAUUCCAAACUGAGACCUUCCUCGAAGCCUGUCAUCAAAUCAAAUUCAGUACCUGAAUGGACGGUGCUGGCUGGUAUAAUAGCUAUUAACAAUGAAACAGGCGAGUUUGAGACCAUUGCAAUCACAACAGGUGUGAAAGCUACUCCUGAUGCUGACUUAGAUAGAUCACAAGGUAAAAUAAUACACGAUUGCCAUGCAGAGAUCCUUGCUCUACGAUGUUUCAAUAUUUUCCUUCUCGAUACUAUCAAUAGAAUCUCUAAUCAUGAUGGAACUUCCAAGUUCGUACAAGUAACGAAGACUAACUCAUAUGAGUGGAAUAAAAAAUGGGAUUUAGCUUUGUACAUUUCAAAACUUCCUUGUGGGGACGCCAGCAUGGAUGACUUAAUGAAGGUGGGUGAUACAGCUGAAUUCGAAAUUACAGACGAUAAUCCAUUGCAAUAUAUUGACCCUAAAAACAAGACUACAAUUAGAGGUAGAUUAAAUUACAAGAAACGAGAUGUGAUACGAACAAAACCAGGCAGAUAUGAUUCAAAAAUAACAUUGUCGAAGUCAUGUACAGAUAAAUUAUGCAUGAAACAAGUAAUGGGUAUCCUGGAUUCAACUUGUUCUCUGCUCAUGAAGGAUCCUAUAUUCUUACAGUAUAUUAUUAUACCACGAAUAUCUGGCAAGGAAUCCAUUCUCAAACAUGCAUUUAUAGAUCGUCUUAGAGGGGGGAACUUUCCAGUUCAAGAGUUCAAGUUUAUUUCUUGUGAAAACCACUUUAUUGAUGACAACCACGAUACAACGAUUGUCAGAGAACCUGCAUUGGUGAACAGCAUAAAAAUAUUCAUGGAUAAUAAUAGAGUGAUGGAGCAAAGUAUUAUAAAUGGGGUCAAAAAUGGAUUUUAUUCAAAACCUAAAAAGCCACUGAGAAAGAAUUGCGAACCCAUUAUAAGCAGAUACUCUAAAUGGAAUCUGUUAAAGCAGAUAGAAUUUAAUAGGGCAGAAUUAUUAAAUGUAUCCUACUUAGAAUUUAAAAGCACUUUGACGAAGAGAAUGACUCUACAGCAAGAGGUCAGGAGUUUACUGUCACCUGAUGGGUGGAUAACUACAAAGAAGGACGAUUGUUAA